This is a messenger RNA of Terrapene triunguis (Three-toed box turtle), 1002 nucleotides long. It is a transcript of the gene PRELID3A, whose product is annotated as PRELI domain containing 3A. The coding region runs from base 54 to 638 and encodes 194 amino acids. The record is from RefSeq and is a predicted model, not a curated record. Lineage: Eukaryota; Metazoa; Chordata; Testudines; Emydidae. Gene Ontology annotation, biological process: phospholipid transport. Gene Ontology annotation, molecular function: phosphatidic acid transfer activity. Gene Ontology annotation, cellular component: mitochondrial intermembrane space. The transcript is spliced from 6 exons.
GCGCUUGAGAGGUCGCCAUUGGAGCUCGCGCGCCGGGGUACAGCAGCGGAGCGAUGAAGAUCUGGAGCUCGGAGCACGUGUUCGGACACCCAUGGGAUACAGUUAUCAAAGCUGCUAUGAGAAAAUACCCCAAUCCCAUGAAUCCAUGUGUGGUAGGAGUAGAUGUGAUCGACAGAAGCCUUGAUAACCAGGGAAGGUUACAUAGUCACCGACUUCUCAGCACAGAGUGGGGACUACCAAGUAUUGUAAAAGCGAUUUUGGGAACAAGUAGGACUUUGACAUAUAUUAAAGAACAUUCGGUGGUAGAUCCAGUAGAAAAGAAAAUGGAACUCUGCUCCACCAAUAUUACUCUCACAAAUUUGGUGUCAGUUGAUGAGAGAUUGGUCUACACGCCUCAUCCUGAAAACCCAGAAAAGACUGUGCUAACUCAAGAAGCAAUUAUUACUGUAAAAGGUGUUAGCCUGAGUAGUUAUUUGGAAAGUUUAAUGGCCAACACAAUAUCCUCCAAUGCUAGAAAGGGUCGAGACGCCCUGGAAUGGGUGAUCGGCAAACUAAACACAGAGUUUGAGGAGUUAACAUCAUCGACACGAGAGAGCAUGAAAUCUGGAAUGGCAGCGGCAUCAGCAGCAGAGAAUUGAGGCCGCAGAACACUGAGGAACUGUGACAGAACAACUUUAAACCAUGAACUUUAUUUCCUUAGAUUUCUUCUCUAUGGCUGAUAAUGCCAGUCUUUUAUAUGUUCAUAGGAAUGUCAGAACUCGAGAAAAAUAUUUUUCUAGCUCUCUCUCUAGCCUCCAUAUCAACUUAUUUGACCAGUGAAGACUAACAUGAGCUCUUAUGCUUUCCUUUAUUUUUAUUUAAAAAACCCCAUGUGCUGUAGCCAAUUGAAACAAAAUCUUUCUGGCAAUUCUUAAAAAUGCCAAAAUGUGCCUUUUCAUAAAGGCGGUAACUAGUAGGUUUCUUCUACAUUAUACCAUCUGUUUUUUGUGCUCACUUUUUUUU